AUGUCAGUGAAAGCAAGGAGAAUUUCUGGUAGAGUAGAGACUGUAGUAGCUAAGGUCAAUUAUGCAUUUGAUCCGGUUAACGAUGACAAGAUCAUAAGAAACCGGCUUCUGACUCGAACCACGACAACUCGUGGCGAACCUCCAUUGAAGAAGCUUCAGAAGAAGUUCACUUCUUUUGUACUCGAAGUCGACAAAGAAGAAGACAACUACAGUGAGUGCAACAGACUCGCGAAAGCCUUCUUGCAAGAGCUGUCUACUUUCGAGAUCCCGCUUCUCAAGAGCCAAGCGGUUGUAGAAGCAAACCGUAGAGAGAAAGAGAGCUUCAACGAGGUGAAAGAUGAGACCGAAAGGCAGAUAACGCAGGCGAAAGCUGAGAUUGAAGAGCUAAAGAAGCAGCUUGAGGAGAGUAAAGUAGAGAGACAGCAUAAAGAAGAAUGUGAGACUAUAAGGAAACUGAUCUCUGCGCAACCGCCGAGGUCAGAGACAGAGAAGGUGAUUUAUGAAUUGAAGAAGGAGAUUGCUGAGCUUGAAGCAGAGAGCACUGCGAGUUGGAGAUUGCUUGAGCUAAGGAAGAAGCAGUUUGCUCUACUGUUGCAUGUGGUUGAUGAGUUGCAGAACACAAUGGAAGAUGAGCAGAAGAAUCUGGUGGAUGAAAUUCGGACAGCGUUGGAAGACCAGAGGAACACAACCGAGGCCAUGUCUGUGGAUUAA
Microthlaspi erraticum is the source of this 711-nucleotide messenger RNA. The record is from the annotation of a GenBank genome assembly. Lineage: Eukaryota; Viridiplantae; Streptophyta; Magnoliopsida; Brassicales; Brassicaceae.